Cuscuta campestris is the source of this 570-nucleotide messenger RNA. The record is from the annotation of a GenBank genome assembly. Lineage: Eukaryota; Viridiplantae; Streptophyta; Magnoliopsida; Solanales; Convolvulaceae.
CUAUAUUACUCCGGGUAUUUGUCAUUUGGCAAUUCACAUUUAUUAACAACAUAUCUUUGGGAACUUUCUAUGCUCUUGAUUUACAAUCCCCUUUUCAAAAUUCAAAAAAUAUAUACGGAGUAUUUAAAAAUGAAAUCAAAAGAGUGAUAAAAUUUGAUUUUUGAGUGAGAAAAAUUUGAACUUGGACUCUUGGAGUACCUGAUUGAGCUAAUUCCAGAUCGGGCCGAAGCAUGGAAGCUUGUGGGUAAAUAUGGCGUCGUCGGCAUCAACUGGCAAUUCGAUGAAUAAAAUCGAGAGAGCUCACCAGAUGUACAGAGAGGGGAAGUACGAGGAAGCGCUGGAGUUUUAUACAGAUGCGCUUUCUCUGGCCAAGACCAAACCCCAGAAGAUCGCCCUCCACAGUAAUCGAGCCGCUUGUUUUCUGAAACUUCUCCUUUUCAACAAGGUGAUUGCUUGCUUUACACCAAGUACUUAUACCCGGAUUUGGUUGAUUAUCUUUUAUUUUUGGGAUGUCUCGAAUUAGUCGAGCAAUUAUUACUCUUUUUUGGAGAAUGAAGAUAUGAAUUGCCU